UGCCUAUGAUGAGGCAGAUCUGUAGCUGAGACACGGAAGUAUUCAGAGAACACGCCCAAUAUCUGGAGCUAACUUGGCAGCUGGGAGAACAAUUACGUCGUAGAGGUAUACUGCUGAGUCCAAAUGGGCUUGUUGACCUCUAAAGAAACUAAAAGGAAACACGCUCGCAUUUUGAUGUUGGGCCUGGACGCAGCGGGUAAAUCCACUUUGUUGUACAGACUAAAAUUCGGAGAUACUGAAUUUUUCACAUCCUCCACAAUAGGCUUCAAUGUGGAAAUGCUGGAGCAUAGUAAAAGCGUCACGCUUACACUUUGGGAUGUUGGAGGACAGCGCAAGAUGCGACAGUUUUGGCCGUAUUAUUUUCAGGACACCGAUGGGCUUGUCUUUGUUGUGGACAGUGCAGAUAAGGAGCGGAUGGAAGAUUCCAGGAGAGAAUUUGAAGGGAUGCUAAAAAACGACUGGCUGAAAGGCAUUCCUGUGGUAGUCAUAGCAAACAAACAAGAUCUUGCCGAUGCACUGUCUGCAGAGGAAAUCACCAAACGUUUCCACAUGAAUAGAUGGUGCUCAGAUCGAGACUGGUAUGUACAGCCAUGCUGUGCCAAAACAGGGGAAGGGUUAACAGCAGCCGCUAAAAUGAUAAUCUCAUACGUCAAAAAGAAAAUGAACUCUAAAGGCGAAGAAACAGGCAGUGAUAUUCAAGAGGACGGGUUAUGAACUAAUGUUCCAAACGUUGUAAUAUUGUGGUGAUUCUUGAUAAUCUUUUUGAUGAGACUACAAACACGAACGAUUCACCUGUAUUGUAGUAAUACUGAUGAUUAGACUGAACCCAAAAUCUGACGAUUAAGAAUUGUAAGGCUGCCAAAUCAGAACAGAUAAUUAAGAAUAUCGAAAAAAUAAUUGUAAUCACAUUGGUAUUGCAUAAACUGUAGUUGCCAUGCCUUCAGCUGCCUGGACCCGAAACGGUUCAAAUCCAUCUGUACACAGCACCCACCCCCACCUUCUCCUUUCAAAACUCUCCUUAAAACCUACAGUCUUUAAACUCGCUUCUGUCAUCUGUACUGACAUAUUACGAUGUGGCGAGUGCCUCCCAUUAAGCUCAUUGGAAUGUUAAAAGUGUUAUAUAAAUGCACGUUGAUGUUGUGACAAGAAUAAUCUUCGUUACUUCAUAGGGGUCUAUGAGGACAGUCUAUUAAAUAAAUUUGUUUUAACCUGUGUCUCGAAAUUUACAAAGUAACAGCAACAGUACUUAUUUAUUCGAAAGUCUUUAUUGUAUCUUCAAAAAAUUAGGGCAUUAAGGAACUGGUAGUAUAUGAUGAAGAUUUUCUUGUAAUUUAGAUACUUUGAUAAAUUUUAAUGAUCACUAACCAGUGCAGCAGUACAAAAUUUCUUUAAUAUGAUGGGCCAGUUCCCAUUGAAAGGCAUUACGUACAUUAAGCAUUUUGGAAUGUUGCUUUAGUAUAUCCAGUAAGACAAUAUGGGCCUAACAAAGACAGGUUAAUGAAAGUAACUCAUCGUCAUGCCACACCAGCAACACAUAGUGAAGAUACAAUACAUGGCCCAGGACUUUGCAACCAACAUUGAUAUUACAGUGUUCACCUUGCCACUGACCUUGCCUGCCUACAAAAUCUAGCAUGGUUUCCCACUUUCCAAUGGGGUAUGCUUUGCUUGGCAAGGGGAUGUCUUGGUUAUUGAUUUUUUUUAUCAUUAUGGAGAUUUGCCCCUGCAAAAACAGAAAAUUAGCUUCCCAGAGCCUGCGAGGCUGUUUCUUAGUAAUUAGGAAGUUAGUAUAUUCCCAAUAAAUAGUUCCACUUCAUUCGACAAAGUGCAUUUUUGGAGGUUUUUCAAUGAGAUUGAUACAAUAAGUGUGGAAGUUUGAUUCAAUUCAUAGAUUUCCGACUUAGUGCGAUCUGGGCAUGCCAUAUUCUCCAGGGUAAUGUUGAUUACAGACAGAAACAUCUGGAUAUCCAUGUUAUUUCAUAAAAGCGCAGAAUUCCAAAAUUCUUGUCAGUUUAAGUGAACUACUGACAGCAAACUCUGAAAGUUGCAAGGUCAUCACCAGUGCAAAAUCUAGACCUGUGAGUUUUAUUACUAUGAAAUAGUUUUUUGUAAAACACUUUGUCUCCUUGCCAUUUGUCACUUAUUGAAGUAAACAACGACAUGAAAUCUAAAACCUAACUACUGUAACCAGGAUGCAAAUUUAUGACAGGCAAGAUAUACAACCAGUAAAACGUUACGAAUUAGUGGGCUUUUUUAUUCAAUAACAAAUAUUUCAAACUUGUUGGUUUCAAAUGUACACAAAAAAUUCCACUCUGUUACAAAAUAGGCAACAAGAACAUUAAAGCCCCUAAGAUUCACAUGAACUGAUAUAUGCUUUUGUCAGUUUUGCAAUUCUCCUACAAAAGCUAUUAGCAAAAAUCAUGUCAGCUUUUUGGAAGCUGACACAGAAUUGGCAAAUGUUUGCAUGCAAAGUAAUCUUAAUUAUUUUUGUAAUAUUUCUAUAUCCAUUUUUGUUUAGAAACUGAAGUAAAUAUUCAAUUAAAUAAACUGUGUUUCACCAAAUGCAAUUUCCCAUUGAGUACAAAUCUGAAAACCAUUAUUCCAACAACAGUAUAUCCUAGUCCAUAUUUGAAAAUUUCUUCUCUCAGAUCAAGAGAGCAGGAACUGAAAUGAGGUGUAUGGAUCUUUGAGCCUGUUCUGCCAUUCAAUAAGAUCAUGAUUAACCUACCUCAACACUCCGCUGCCUAUCUCCCUAUUCUCAAUUCAUUUGGUGUCUAAAUUUCUAUUUCAGUCUUGAAUGUGUUUAACAACUGGGCAUUCACAGUACUCAGUAAUUCCAAAAAUUGAAAAUUG
Stegostoma tigrinum is the source of this 2850-nucleotide messenger RNA. RefSeq names its product ADP-ribosylation factor-like protein 14. The record is from RefSeq and is a predicted model, not a curated record. Lineage: Eukaryota; Metazoa; Chordata; Chondrichthyes; Orectolobiformes; Stegostomatidae. Gene Ontology annotation, molecular function: GTP binding; GTPase activity. The coding region runs from base 124 to 714 and encodes 196 amino acids. Gene Ontology annotation, biological process: vesicle-mediated transport; intracellular protein transport. The transcript has 2 exons. Gene Ontology annotation, cellular component: cytoplasm.